GUUUGAUCGCGUCUGGUCUGCACUGAUGUGAGAGUCAGUUAGCCUGCCUUUUAUUUUCACUCUCUUUAAAUAUGGUCUAAAUACAAAAUGAUGAAUCUCCGUGGUGUUUUUCAAGAUUUCAACCCCAGUAAGUUCCUGAUCUAUGCUUGCCUGCUGCUCUUCUCUGUACUGCUGUCACUGAGGUUAGAUGGCAUCAUCCAGUGGAGCUACUGGGCGGUGUUUGCGCCCAUCUGGCUCUGGAAACUCAUGGUCAUUAUUGGGGCAGCAGUGGGCACUGGGGUCUGGGCUCAUAACCCACAAUACAGGGCUGAAGGAGAGACCUGCGUGGAGUUUAAGGCCAUGCUGAUUGCUGUGGGCAUCCACGUGCUCCUGCUCACCUUUGAGGUUCUGGUGUGUGAACGUGUGGAAAGGGGUUCACCCAUCUGGCUUUUAGUCUUCAUGCCGCUCUUCUUCGUCUCCCCAGUUUCUGUGGCAGCUUGUGUGUGGGGAUUCAGACAUGACCGAUCACUUGAGCUGGAGAUUCUCUGCUCUGUAAAUAUUCUUCAGUUCAUUUUUAUCGCAUUACGACUGGAUGAUAUCAUCCUCUGGCCGUGGUUGGUGGUGUGCGUGCCGUUGUGGAUUCUCAUGUCCUUCUUGUGUCUGGUCGUACUCUAUUACAUCGUCUGGUCUGUGCUCUUCCUGCGUUCCAUGGAUGUUAUUGCUGAGCAACGGCGUACUCACAUCACCAUGGCGAUCAGCUGGAUGACCAUUGUUGUGCCCCUGCUUACCUUUGAGAUUCUCCUUGUCCACAAGCUGGAUGGUCAUUAUAACUCCAACUACGUCCCAGUGUUUGUGCCUCUCUGGGUGUCUUUGGUAACUCUAAUGGUGACCACGUUUGGUCAGAAAGGAGGCAAUCACUGGUGGUUUGGAAUUCGCAAAGACUUCUGCCAGUUUCUCCUUGAACUUUUCCCCUUCCUGAGGGAAUAUGGCAACAUCUCCUACGAUUUGCACCAUGAGGAUUCUGAUGUGUCCGAAGAGAUGCCCAUUCAUGAAGCACCAAAAAUCGCUCCAAUGUUUCGCAAAAAGAUGGGCGUGGUGAUCACCCAAAGUCCUGGCAAAUACUUUGUGCCACCGCCCAAACUGUGCAUCGACAUGCCAGACUAACAUUCAGACCUUGGUCAUCGUUUGACUGUUCAUGAACAGUGAGCCAAACAUAGCACUAUGCACUGGGGUCCACUUCAGGACGCACCAUUAAAGAAGAGAAAUGUAAUCCUGCUACAAAGAUGUUGCUUCUGAGCUCCUGUUUGUUGGGCUAAGCUCAAAACGAGCGGAUAUCUAUUUGACUCUUCCUAGCCAUUUUGUAUUUGUAAAUCAUAGCCUUGUGUUUCAAUCUCAGUAAACUCCAGCUGCUUAGCUGGGACCUAUUGCC
Triplophysa dalaica is the source of this 1408-nucleotide messenger RNA. It is a transcript of the gene tmem185a, whose product is annotated as transmembrane protein 185. The transcript has 7 exons. Bases 88 to 1143 code for a protein of 351 amino acids. The record is from RefSeq and is a predicted model, not a curated record. NCBI's taxonomy places the organism in Eukaryota, Metazoa, Chordata, Actinopteri, Cypriniformes, Nemacheilidae.